AUGAAAACAAUUUUAAUUAAAAGCAGGCACAACUACGGUGAAAAAGACAACGGCAAGAAUUGUAUAUUAUCCUGCGAGAAAAGGAAAGCUGAUGAUGGAGACAUUAACAAAGAUCUCAAAAAGGCAAAACUAGAGACAAAAGCAUUAAAGGCAAAAAGACCUGGUUUUACGGACGACAGAUACAAUGAAACAUCUUACUAUAUGGAAAAUGGACUCAGGAAAGUGUACCCAUAUUACUUCACAUUUACCACCUUCACAAAAGGCAGAUGGGUCGGCGAGAAAAUUCUCGAUGUCUUCGCGAGGGAAUUCAGGGCGCAUCCCGCGGCCGAAUACGAAAGGUGCAUCAGAGCUGGCACCCUCACGGUCAACUAUGAAAGAGUUGACCCCGAUUACAGACUCAAACACAACGAUCUACUAGCUAACGUUGUCCAUAGGCACGAAGUACCAGUGACGAGCCAACCCAUCAACCUCGUACAUAUCGACGAGGACAUAGUGGUUGUCAACAAACCAGCCUCUAUUCCCACACUCAGUUCGUACUUACUUUGGGCCAGGCACGAGACCCCCGUGCUCGCUUGUCCCUUGCGCAUCAUUUACGCUGACGAGGACCUACUCGUGCUAGACAAGCCAUGCUCGCUGCCGGUUCACCCUUGUGGCCGGUAUAGGCACAACACAGUGGUAUUUAUCCUCGCCAAGGAGUACAACUUGAAGAACUUGAGGACCAUUCACAGACUCGACAGGCUCACGUCAGGUCUCUUGCUAUUCGGCCGAAGUCCAAAGAAGGCAAGACAGAUGGAACAUCAGAUAAGAAAUCGGCAGGUGCUGAAGGAAUACGUAUGCAGGGUUGACGGUGAAUUUCUUGAGGAAGAGAUCGAAUGCACAGAACCAAUAGAAGUUGUAAGCUACAAGAUCGGUGUAUGCAAAGUAUCGCCAAAGGGCAAGGACUGUUCUACAACGUUUAAGAGGCUUGGUUUCAACCCUCGCACCAACACCAGUGUAGUGCUGUGCCGGCCUAAGACCGGAAGAAUGCAUCAGAUCAGAGUGCACCUUCAGUAUUUGGGUUACCCAGUAGUUAACGAUCCGUUAUACAAUCAUCCUGUAUUCGGACCGCUACGGGGCAAAGGCGGUGAUACGGGAGGCAAGUCUGAUGAGGAGUUAGUGAGAGAUCUGAUUGCCAUACACAACGCUGAGAACUGGCUCGGCGUGGACGCUGCUGAUGAUGAUAUGCUCUUUUCUAAGCCUCCUACUGAUGAUAAAGUUGGCGAAGAUGAAUGCGAUACAGGACCAGCGUCACGAGAGUCUUCACCAAGGUUGGAGUCGCCGGCUCCUGGGAUAACCCCAUCUACAGUCAUGACGCCGACUCUAGCCAGUCCGUCGAGUGCGUCAGAGGCGCCGAUUGAGGAGAUGUGCAACAUUGCACAUUCGCCAGUUCUAUGCAACGAUGACUCUAGUGACGCUAAGUCGGACAAAGUAACCGUAGCGACACAGACGGGAUGCAGUACUCCUGGGGCGCCCCCUCAGGCCCCAAGUGGGUCAAACGGGUCUAGCCCUUCAGACGCGCUGACCGCUGAUCCCCAUUGUUACGAGUGCAGGGUGCGCUAUCGCGACCCACGUCCUAGGGACCUCAUUAUGUAUCUGCAUGCCUGGAAGUAUAAGGGACCAGGUUGGGAAUACGAGACGGAACUUCCUCAAUGGGCUGACGUUGAAUGGGAGGAAGCGGAUAGUUCAUAG
Molecule: messenger RNA, 1728 nt
Organism: Pieris macdunnoughi
Lineage: Eukaryota; Metazoa; Arthropoda; Insecta; Lepidoptera; Pieridae
Source: the annotation of a GenBank genome assembly